Molecule: messenger RNA, 3441 nt
Organism: Cydia amplana
Lineage: Eukaryota; Metazoa; Arthropoda; Insecta; Lepidoptera; Tortricidae
Gene: fw
Product: sushi, von Willebrand factor type A, EGF and pentraxin domain-containing protein 1
Exons: 19
Coding region: 91-3435 (1114 amino acids)
Source: RefSeq, a predicted model, not a curated record
GCCGGCACAACGCGCACGCGCGCGGAAUAGCACGUAUUUUAAAUUAACGUUUUUGUGUGUGUGUGAAAUGCUGUGUGUAUAGUUUGCAACAUGUUGGUGCUUUGCGUUGUUUUGUGCGUGCUUGCGCCGAUUCUAGCACAAGUGGAACGCCGCUGCGGGCACCCAGCAGUGCCGCCCAACGCCCGCGUGUCGUUACCGAGCGACGCGGCCAUAACCCCGGGCACCAUCGCAAAGUACGAGUGCGACGAUGGCUACGAGCUAUUCGGAGCGCGACAGAGGGAGUGCACGCUAAGGGGCGACUGGACUACUGAGCCUCCAUUUUGUGGCACGAACGUGGCAUUCAGGAAGCCAGCCAACCAAUCAACGACGGUCCGCGGCGGCGGAGCAGCCAAUGGGAACGACGGGGAGAAGACCACCGAGCAUGAUGGGAAACGGUGUACGGAGACGCAGCGUGAAGCCAGCCCGUGGUGGCAGGUGGAUCUGCUGAGGCAUUAUGCUGUUAAAGUCGUCAGGGUUACCACUAGAGGCUGCUGCGGUCAUCAACCGCUGCAAGACCUGGAGAUCAGAGUGGGCAACAGCAGCUCUGACCUGCAGAGAAACCCUCUCUGCGCCUGGUUCCCUGGUACCAUAGAGGAGGGAGUAACGAAGACGUUCACCUGCGCGCGCCCGCUGGUCGGCCAGCAUGUGUUCCUACAGCUGGUCGGGGUGGAGGGGUCGCUCUCGCUGUGCGAAGUUGAAGUCUUCACCACAGAAGAAUUCUCUAACGACCGGUGCGCGCCCGUCGGACUGCCCGACGAUGUGGAGCUGGCCGCGUUCUCCCGCAACUGCUACGAGUUCAACGUGGCCCGGGGCGGCAGCUUCGACGAGGCAAGACGGCAGUGCCAGACGCACGGCGGGGACCUCAUACACGGGUUCCAGGGAGCAACCUCCAGCUUCCUCAUCCAGGAGUUGGAGCGGCGCAAGGCGCAGCUGAAGACCCAGCUGGUGUGGAUCGGCGCGCAGAAGGAACCUGGGCUCACGUCCAGGACUUGGAAGUGGGUUGACGGCGAAGUGGUAUCCAAGCCGGCAUGGGGCAAAGACCAGCCGAAUAACUACAACGGGGAACAGAACUGCGUAGUGCUGGACGGCGGGCGCGCGUGGUUGUGGAACGACGUGGGGUGCAACCUGGACUACUUGCACUGGAUCUGCCAGUACAUGCCGCCGACUUGCGGCAGCCCGGACAAGCUGCUGAACACCACGAUAGAGGGAGACAGCUAUAAGGUGGGCGCCUCCAUCGCGUACCGCUGCCCCGAGGGCCACAUGCUGGUGGGAGACAACACUAGGGAGUGCAAGAAGGACGGAUUCUGGUCGGGCGCUGCGCCAAAUUGUAAAUACGUAAACUGCGGCGGUCUACCUUCAAUCCAAGAUGGAGACGUGACGCUCACCGACGGCCGCACCACGCACGGCGCGCGCGCCACCUACUCCUGCCGCGAAAACCACACUCUCGUCGGAGACGUGGAGAGAGUCUGCGGCGAUGAAGGCCUGUGGACCGGAUCUGCCCCGAAGUGCCUGUUCGACUGGUGCCCGGAGCCCCCGCCUGUGUCUGGUGCUGUUGUGACCGUUGGGGGGCACAAGGCGGGCUCGCUUGCGACUUACAGCUGUCAGAAUGGAUUCAUACUGUUUGGGCAGCCGAGCGUGACGUGCACCCUCGGCGGCUCGUGGUCGGGCACGCCGCCCUCCUGCAAGUACGUGGACUGCGGCACGCCCGCGCAGAUCCACGCAGGCUCCUUCCGGCUGCUCAACGGGACCACCACGUACGGCUCCGUGGCGGCGUUCGGGUGCGAGCCGGACUAUUGGCUGCAGGGUGCCGACACGCUGCAGUGCAACCGGGACGGCAAGUGGAGCCACGACAUACCCGCCUGCGAACUGAUAACGUGCGCGGACCCCGAAGUCCCGGCGGGCGGGUACAUGGAGGCCUACGACUACAACGUGCACUCCACCAUCGACUUCCACUGCGAGGCCGGGCACCUGCUGGCGGGCGAGCGGAGCCUCGUGUGCCAGCAGGACGGCGAGUGGUCGGGCGAGUCGCCCAAGUGCGAGUACGUGGACUGCGGCAAGCUGCCACCAUUGACGUACGGAGCAGCCGAGCUGCUGAACGGCACCACACAUCUCGGUAGCAUCAUACAGUACUCCUGCACGACGAACUUCCGCCUUGCGGGGCCUGUGCGCCGCGAGUGCGGCCCCGACCGCCAGUGGAGCGACGCGUCACCCAGGUGUGAAGAAAUCCGCUGCCCCGAGCCGAUAGUGGCCGAGAACAGCAUAGUUUCCGUAACCGGUAACGACCGGAUGCACGGCCGCACCAUGAUUCGAACCUCGACCUCCGUGAGCGCGGGCAACGGCAACACCUACCGUAUCGGCGCGCUGGUCAAAUACCGCUGCGAGAGGGGGUACAAGGUUGUUGGAGAGAGCCUGUCCACUUGUGAGGACAGCGGGCAGUGGAGCGGAUCCACGCCAAGGUGCCAAUAUGUGGACUGCGGCAACCCCAGCCGCCUGGAGAACGGCAAGGUGACACUAGCCACGAACGCGACCUACUACGGCGCCACCGCCCUUUACGAGUGCGACGAACACUGGCAGCUGGACGGCGUGUCUCGGAGACUGUGCCAGGACAAUGGCACGUGGAGCUCUGAGGCUCCCGUGUGCAAAGAAAUAAUUUGCCCAGACCCCUCGGAACAAAUCAAGGGUGGCGUCGGCCUCAAUGUCGAGACUUGGACUCGCAGCAUCGGUGGCGAGGCCCACUACCGUUGUGAGCGGGGCUACCGGCUCAAGGGUAACCAGAGCAGGACGUGUCUGCCUAAAGGAGCCUGGAGCGGGGUGCCGCCAUCUUGCGCACCCAUCGACUGCCACCCGCCCGGCUCGAUCGACAACGGGCGCGUCAUCAUAGCGAACGGCUCCACCCUCUUCGGCAGCUCCAUCGAGUACCACUGCCUCCCGCAGUUCCAGCGCGUGGGGCCCUUCCUCCGCAAGUGCAUGGACGACGGCCAUUGGUCCGGCGACGAGCCCAGCUGCGAGAUAGCCAUCAACGAGGCGGCUGAGACGAGCACGCUGCCGCUGAGGGUCGGGAUUGGCUGCGGCGUCGUGCUGUUCUUGCUGGUGCUGCUGGGAGCUAUUUACUUGAUACUUCGAAAAUCAACACCAGUGAAGAACACCGAGAACAUAGAGGGCGCUGAACGCAAGGAGGACCAGAACGCAGCAGUCAUGAGCUACGCCACGCUGCACGACAGCAACGGGCGCCACAUCUACGACCACGUCAGCGACAACGUGUACGACUCGCCGUACAGCGACCACCUGGCCGACAACGCGGCGUACGGCCGACGAAGCGACACCGACUCCGCGUACGAACCGGAGCCGACCGGACCGAAUGCGGUCGUCACUAUAAACGGGGUCGCGGUCCGCUAAUAUGCU